CACCCCCACCCCCACCCCCACCAUGCUCCUCUCCGACCUCAUCCUCGACAAACGCGGCUCGCUCGCCAAGGUCUGGCUGUCGGCGCACCACGAGCGCAAACUCAGCAAGGCGCAGGCGCUCAACGUCGACGUGGGCGAGAGUGUCGAUGCAAUCCUAACAGAGUCGCGCCCUAUGGCUCUUCGCGUCUCCGGCCAGCUCAUGCUCGGCGUCGUGCGCAUCUACGGCCGCAAAGUGCAGUACCUAAUGGACGACUGCCGCGAGACACGCGAGCGCAUCUCGAUGACAUUCCGUCCUGGCGCCGUCGACCUGCCGCAGGACCAGGUCCGCGCGUCCCGCGGCGCCAUCACGUUCGAGCCCGCAGGCUUCGACGCGCUCGACAUGUUCGACUGGGGCACGUUCGACGUGCCCGCUCCCGAGGGGAGGGGGCUGCACACGGCACCGCUCACCCAGACCAACCUCCGCGGACGCGAGUACGGCGCGUUCAACUUUGGCCGGCCGAAGGCUGCGUCCAUCUACGGCGACUCGUCGCGCGCUGGAAGCGUUGACGACUCUACCAACCACCUCGACAGCCAGGACUUCCAGCCCAUUGACUUGGACCUUGGCCUCGACGACUUCAGCAUGGAAAUUGGGCGUGACGCGCUUUCGGAGCGCUCGCGGUCGAAGAGUUUGCUUAACACCCCAUCGGUGAUCCACGAGCAAAUGGACCUCGACGCCCCCUUCGAGGGGGGUGACACCUUUGAGCCCCUCGACUUGGGCUUAGAUCUCGGUGACCUCCCAGAGCUGGAGGACGAGCCCGUGCCCGCGCUCGAAGCGUCAACGCCGGCGCCGGACGACCGCGCACGCCGCUCGUCAAGCGAGCUCUCCACCCCGCCCCCCGAGACGCUCGAGACGCUCGACCUGACCCCGCGCGUCGCCAAGCGUGUCGCGGACGCCAAGGCCGCGCCGCGCCCGAAACGCGUGCGCAUCGUGCGCGCCGACGACGAGCUCGAGCUCCCAGACGAAGACUUUGCGCCGCCCACCGACGACUCCCCAAUUCUCGGUACGGAGAACUUCAUCCCGGCCAACCCGGCGGCCCUGCGUCUCCGCGACAUCCUCGACGAUCCCGCCGCGCACUUCUUGCCGACGCUCGACGCGCGCCUCUUCGCGGGCCCGCCGGGCCUCGCGCCUGAACUCGCGGAACUUUUCACCUUCCCCGCACACGUGCUGCGCCGGCAUCGCACUCCGCCGCGCCAGGCGACGUCCGUGGCCCCCGAGGCUGUGGCCGAGGCUGAGGCUGAAGCUGAGGCUGAAGCUGAAGCGGAAGCCAGGGCGAGGGCAGCUACCUCUGAAGCCGCGUCCGAGGCCGACGUCGAAGUUGCGCGCCGCGGCUCGCGCCACCCCAGCCACGACUUUGGGCUGAGCUUCGAGCCCGACACCCUCGAGCCCGCGAUGGACAUCGAGAUGGAGCGCGAAGCCACACGCGAGCCGUCCGCGCCGCUGCUGCUGCCGCGCCCCGCGUCCCCGCCGCUCGCGGACGGCACGCACCCCCUCGCGGCGUUCGACACGCGCACCCUCUCAAGCCAGGACGACGAGUCCGUGUCCAGCGCCGGAACGGGCGGGUUCAGCCGCAACACGGCGCUCGCGAUGGGCGUGCUCCGCCGCGAGUUGCAGGCCCGAGGGGGAGAGGGAGAAGAAAGCAAGGUCGAGUUCAAGCGGCUCGCGCGCGGCGCGAGUAAGCGUGCCGCCAGCGCCAUGUUCUUCGAGCUGCUUGUGUUGGGGACGCGCGACGCCGUCGUGCUCGAGCAGGAGAGGGCGUAUGGCCCCAUCCAAGUCAGCGCCAAGGAGCGCUUGUUCGCCCUCACGGCGUAGCGCUGUUCGUGAUUCCCCGUCGUAAUAGUAUCCAUAGACUGUCCGUUGUAAUGCAUCGUAUGAGCUGCGUCA
This is a messenger RNA of Cutaneotrichosporon oleaginosum, 1921 nucleotides long. RefSeq lists its product as uncharacterized. NCBI's taxonomy places the organism in Eukaryota, Fungi, Basidiomycota, Tremellomycetes, Trichosporonales, Trichosporonaceae. The record is from RefSeq and is a predicted model, not a curated record. Gene Ontology annotation, cellular component: mitotic cohesin complex. Gene Ontology annotation, biological process: mitotic sister chromatid cohesion; replication-born double-strand break repair via sister chromatid exchange. Gene Ontology annotation, molecular function: protein binding; chromatin binding.